AUGAAGUUCAAUUCUGCAGAUUUUCCCAUUAUGAACAGGAUGGUAGUAGCUAGAGAAGAUGGAAUACAUUAUGAGAUUGAGAAGAACAGCCUAGCAGACACAUGGGACAGGCUAUUAGAAUACUACAAUAAAAAGAUUUUGGAAGAGCACAAGGAGGAGUUUGAGGAGGAAGAGCUUUAUAGGAUGCUCUGUAAGGCAAGGAUUGAGGUGGAGACAGGGCAGAAAGUGUACGAGCUGGUUGAAAAGGGAGUACUCGGGACAUACAAGGUGAGGCCACGGAAUGUAGACAGAUGCGAGUUCAAAGGGUUUAUUCUGGAUGCAUGCAUCAGACUGCUGAAGAAGGGAUGUUCCGAGCUAGAGGAUGCGAUUAAGAAGGAAGAAAGAGUGUGGAGGAGUGUGGAAGGGAUUGGGGUGCCUACAAAGUUGGUGAGUGGAGAGGUUCGGGUAUAUGUAACGGACACACAAUACCUGGUUGCAAAUGAAGAGGGGGGUUAUGUGUGCUCGAAUGACUGGAAUCCCCGUGGACUAACAUGCAGCAUUAGGUAUAUGGAUGUUCACCUUGAAUGCUCCGUGCUUCCAAAGAGUGGCAUGAACAUGGUUGACAUGGCCAGAGAGUACUUUCUCGAGAGGUCGAUUAUGCAGGAAUUUUCGAGGAAUGAUAUUGAAAUCAAGAUAGCAGAAGUAGAAGAGCCUUCUGAGAAGAACGAUGCAAUCUGUGCAUACGUGGUAAAGGAGUUAAAAGAGGGAAAGAGCAUUAGAGAAAUAUUCUGUACAGUAAGCCUCUACCUCUCAAGAAAGCUUGUCGACAUUAUUGUAUCUAACUACAAGAGAUGCAAAGUCCUGAAGUACAGCGGCAGCAUUCUUAGGGAUGGGCUACCUGAGGUGUUUUUUGUGCUUGCUGGCAAUGAUGUCAUCAAAGUUGUAAGGCACAUUCCAGAUAGAUUUGAGAUAUUUGUGAAUGAGAUUCCAGUGAGGUUCUUUCGAAGGGCCCAACCGAUGCAAGUACCCUUCUAG
Molecule: messenger RNA, 1014 nt
Organism: Encephalitozoon hellem ATCC 50504
Lineage: Eukaryota; Fungi; Microsporidia; Unikaryonidae
Exons: 1
Coding region: 1-1014 (337 amino acids)
Source: RefSeq, a predicted model, not a curated record